AUGAGCCUACAGACGGGCUGCUUUUUGAAGUGGACUGCCACUUUGAUGCUGUGGCUUCGGCCCUUUGUGAACAGUGCAGUAAUAGGAAUGCUGUCUACUGCGGGGUUGAUGAUUGGAAAUGCCAAAGACCUCAUCCAGAUGAUCGAUUGGAUCCAUGAGUUUUGGAGCGAGGAACAGGGGCUAUACGGUGUCUUCCCGGAGGCGAGUCUCGUUCGUGCGGCGCAGGUAAUUAAGGAUCUUUAUGCUGCGUUCGACAAUGCAGAGCAGGCUCACCGUCGGGCUUUUCAUUUGAUUGGAGCCAAGAAAGAGCAGAUACCCUCUAGGCUUACCACCAUCUUCUGGCUGCUCGCUGAACCUGCGCUGGUGGGCCUCUAG
Aspergillus caelatus is the source of this 375-nucleotide messenger RNA. RefSeq lists its product as uncharacterized. The record is from RefSeq and is a predicted model, not a curated record. Lineage: Eukaryota; Fungi; Ascomycota; Eurotiomycetes; Eurotiales; Aspergillaceae. Bases 1 to 375 code for a protein of 124 amino acids. The transcript is spliced from 3 exons.